AUGUUUAGAUUUGCCCAACAAUCUCAACCAUUGAAGGGCAAACUGCCAAAUCAGUUUAUUCCAAACACCGGGAAGCAUUCAUAUAACCCAAAUAUCGCUAGAUAUAACUCACCUAUGUCUAUGGACGCUCAACAAAAUGCCAUACCUUCUCAACAACAGCAACAACAACCCCAAGCAUACGCUAUGAACAUGAACCAUAAUGAUUCAGAAGGUAUGCAAUUCCAAAUGAAUCAAAUGACUCAUAUGAAUAUGGGUAGAAUGCAAAUGAACAGCAAUAGUCAACCAUUUCAACCACAACAACAACAACAUCAACAUCAACAACAUGAGGUUAUGAACUAUAAUAAUGGGAAUAAUCGUAAUGGUAAUUCUCAAGCUCAAAACAGGAACAAUUACGGUGGUCCACAAAAGAAUGGCGGUAGAAACAACCGUCCUUACAACAAUGGCAGUAAUAACAACAGUAACAGUAGUCUCCAAAGCAAUUCAUCGUAUAAUUCAAUGAACUCUGGUAAACAAAGACAGUACAAUAAGGGCAACAACAAUAACAAAGGUAACAAUAAGAAUAAUACCAUUAGCCCAGAUUCACCAUGGUAUCAGAAAGUGACUGCUUUUGAAGAAUGUGUUUCUCAAACGUUGUACAUGUCUCAAACACCAAGACGUAAGAAUAUCAAACAUCGUUCAGAACACCCAAACUCUAAUGCCAACCCAAUGUUCUGGGAUUCUAUUGGAAGAGCCAUGGGUUUGUACCAUGAUUUAAUCGAUACACCUGAGUUGAACUCAGACAGAGUCUCCAAGUUAGUCCAUUUGUUACACAAUGGACUAAGAGCCAAUAGAAAUCAAUUAACCAGAAUGAACAAGAAACCGGAUUAUGAUUCCCAAUCAUUCCACAAAGAAAUGACCAACUAUUUAUGCAAAUCUCUGAGAGAAAUCUCUGAAGAUGUUCUUAACAGUAAAGUUGAAUUAAACGAAUAUGGUGCCAUGCAUUUAAUCACUGCCUUCAAGGAACUAUUAUUGUUUGAAGAGGCUGUCGAGAUUUGGAAAAGUGCCAUCAAUGGCAUUAAUAGUUACACCUCCAACAUCUUCUUAAACCCAAGAGUCGUUGGUGUCAUUUUGCCAAUCCUGUAUGAUAACGGUGUUUCAUACCCUGAAAUUCAACAACUUUAUGAAAAGUCUUCAUCAAUGAUUAAUUAUUUCCAUCCGAAUUUAUCUGUUGGUAUGAUUAGAGCAUCCUUAUCUGCCAACGAAAACGAAAUGGCUUUGAAAUUAUUCCAAAAAUUAUGCCAAGAAUCUACAGAAAUGAAGUAUGGUUACUUAAUUGAAACCCAUUUAUCAUUCAUUGGUGAAUGUAAGGAUUUGAAUGUGGCUCAAACUUUCUUUGACAAGGCUUUAAAUGAUGAAAUGCCAUAUAAGAUUGAUUUACAAGUCUCAUACGUUAAGUCGUUCCUAAGAAAUAUCUGGACGCAGACUCAUGAUUUCAACCACAUUUAUCAAAUUUGGUACAAAUCUUCUCUACAUUACGGGAGACAUGUUAACCAUGGUAUUUCUUCCUCUUUGAAUGAUACCUUCUUCGACAUUUUCUUUGAAAAUUUUGCUCAUAAAAAACAAGAGGGAUUUAUGACUUUACAAAACUUGAUUAACACCUACAAGAAUAUCAAAAACAUUGAUGAACCAUUUUUCAAUAUAAUCUUGGCUAAGUGCACUAUCUGGCACGACAGGGAAAUUCUAGAAUAUAUUGAUAAGAGUUACGAGUUAUUCAAUAUCCCAAAGACCAUCGUCGCUUACAGAAUCCUGUUGAAAUCUAUGGGAUCUGUUGAUGACACCUCGAAUGAUGAAAUUCUACAAAGAUGGAUUGAUUUAAUCCAGAAAUCUGAUGAGAUUGGUCAGAAAUUUAUCGCCAAUGCUGAUUGGGCUGCCUUGAGAGACGCUACUGUCACUUGGACUCAAUCUCAUAGAGAUAAUGGUGUUCCUCUAACUCAAAACUCAAUUAACGAAUCGAAGGCAAGCUCCGUGGCACCUACUCGUUCUGGUACACCAACUCCAAAGAAUAAUAUGGAGUCGGUUAACGUUGGUGACGUAGACUUCUACUCCCACCCAGCUUUCCAAGCAUUGAAUGCUUCUGGUGCCUUUGACGAGUUUACAAACUACAAUGCCUCUACUCAAUCUGCAACUGUAGUGUCCAGUCCAGGUACAGUCCAUGAAGAACCUUUAUUAAAGUCUAUUUCUCAUGAGAAGGAAAGUGCUGCUGUUGACAGCAGAAUGAUCCUUUACCUUAAGAUUGUUAAACGUUACUCUCCAUAUUGUCGUGACUCUAGACAAUUGGCAAGACUAACCACUGGUACUGCUGUAAAGUAUUCAGUUCUACAGGAGGUAUUAAACCAAUUUCAAUCUUUGAACGUCGGCAGUAUUACCGUUCCAAAGUUGGUAAAUCUAAAACCAUCAUGUGCCUGA
Molecule: messenger RNA, 2445 nt
Organism: Maudiozyma barnettii
Lineage: Eukaryota; Fungi; Ascomycota; Saccharomycetes; Saccharomycetales; Saccharomycetaceae
Exons: 1
Coding region: 1-2445 (814 amino acids)
Source: RefSeq, a predicted model, not a curated record